CACCACAGUUCUUUCUUGGCACAUUCCAACCACCUAGAACCUUCUUCCACACUCUCCCAUUCCCAAUUCUCUCUUCCUUCCUUCUCCACAUCAUUUCAAAAACACAAAAAACCCUAACCCCCAAUUCAUCUCUCUUGAAUCGAAUCGAUGGCACGCAUGGGUCCAGGGUUCCGAUUCCACCCCACCGACGAAGAGCUGGUGGUGUUCUACCUCAAGCGCAAGAUGACCGGAAACCUCUCCCGCUACGACCACAUCGCCGUCGUUGACGUCUACAAGCUCGAGCCCUGGGACCUUCCCUCUCUGUCGAAGCUGAAGACGAAGGACUUGGAGUGGUACUUCUUCAGCGCGCUGGAUCGCAAGUACGGAAACGGCUCCAGGACCAACCGCGCCACCGAGAGGGGCUACUGGAAGACCACCGGGAAAGACCGUCCCGUCACCCACGGCGACCGCACCGUUGGAAUGAAGAAGACGCUUGUUUACCACAGCGGCCGUGCCCCACAGGGCCGUCGCACCAACUGGGUCAUGCACGAGUAUAAGAUGCUCGACGAUGAAUUGGCACGUUCCGGCACAGUGCUGGAUGUGUUUGUUGUGUGUAGGAUUUUCGAGAAGAGUGGUUCUGGGCCGAAGAAUGGGGCAAAGUAUGGUGCUCCCUUGGAUGAGAAGGAGUGGGAUGUUGAGGACGAGGAUGAAGAGGAUGAGCAGAAGGAGGUGGCUCCCUUGCUCGUUCCUUAUAAUGCGGUGGCUCCUCCUCCUCCCUUGUCGGCGGUUGCUGAUAAUGUGGUGGCUCAUCCUCCUUUGCUGGCGGCGACUGCUGAUAAUAAUUAUCUGGUGGCUCCUCCUCCUCCUCCCUUGCAGGCUAUUGUUGAUGGGGCCUAUGUUUCAACCGACGACCUUGACAUGGAACUUGAUUGGAGUGGUAUAAUUGACAGUGAUACUUUGCCAUCAUUGAACUUUCAUUACGGGGAGUGUAGUAGCCAUGCUGAGUAUUCCAAAGUAUUCAUCAAGGAUCAGGAGCCAUUGGCAGACACUUUUGAAAUUUCUUGUCCUGAAAAUGUCUGGCCUCUUGAUAUGACUGGGCAACAUGGCGUGGGUACAAAUUCAGGGGAAGAUGGAGACAGUGGUGAGCUGAGCAAUAUUGGCAAUUUUGAUCUUUCAUCGAAUAAUAUGAAUCUGGAUCUUUACUGGGAUGCCAACGAGAAUCUUCCGAUGGAUGAUGAUGGAUUUUUGGAAUACAAUGAUAUUGCAAUUGGGAAUGGGGAUAAUCCUACCGAGGCUGAUCUUUCUGCAAAUGCCAUGCUAGAUGAGUAUGCUGCACUCGCUGAUGAUGAUAUUUACAAGUAUAUAUCUUUUGAUUCUCCUCAGAUUCAAGAGAGUGAAAACUUUAUUCCCAACCAAGGAUCACCUUUCACCCAGCAGAAUGUGGAGGGAGAAACCGCUGAUAGAGCUGUGGUUAGUAAUGAGGGUUCUUCAGUGCAGAAUACACAGGAGGCAAUGCUUGCAUCAGGAAGUACAAAUCCACUUGUUAAGCAGGCAUAUGGAUGGUUAGCCAGCAUACCUGCUGCGCCUGCACAUGCUAUGGAGUUUCCUGCUAAGGAGAUUGCUCUUGGACUUCAUCCUGUGGCUCAAUCUUCCCAUCCAGCUCAUAUAACUACUACAGGUAUGAUCAGCAUAACAGACAUUACUUUUAGAGACAAUGCAAUGGAUUGGACUAUGGGCAAAAAUGGAGGGUUUAGCACUGUCAUAUCCACUGGGUUUUCGCAAUCCGAUGUUAAUUCGGCUGCUUUGAUGCCUGUUUCUGGCAAGACUGCAUUUGUGCUGUCACAUGGCUGGAUUUUCCUGACUGGUUUCUCAGUUCUUAUUCUUUCACUGAGUUGCAAGAUCGGAAGCAUCAUGUAUACUGGUAAAUGACUACCUGUGGUUGGCGGCUACUAGAGAAUAAGCAGCAGUCAGUUAAGUAUAAUUUAGUGUUUGGUGGUACUCAUUGAAUGACUAGGAUCCCGUGACUUUGUAGAUUUUUUAUAUGGUACCUUGGUCAAACUGAUCUAUACAUUCUUCAUCGUAACUUAUACAACAUUUUUAGAGUGCCUACAGAUAGAGUAAUAGUAAUACUGUCUUCGAUAAGAUUCGUAAUAUAUAUUAUUAGCUCAUACUUUCAAUAGUAAUACUAGAUGCAAGGUUCUGACUGAUAGAGGCUGUCCAUUAUUUAUUACUUAUUAGGUUCCAUAUGUAAUUUGAUUCACUUGGUAAGAACAAAUCAUCGGGUUUUUGUCUUGAAUGUAUAGUCUUAGUUGGAGUGGCUUCUCUCGUUAA
This is a messenger RNA of Glycine soja, 2310 nucleotides long. RefSeq names its product NAC domain-containing protein 53. Gene Ontology annotation, molecular function: DNA binding. The record is from RefSeq and is a predicted model, not a curated record. The transcript is spliced from 6 exons. The coding region runs from base 148 to 1908 and encodes 586 amino acids. NCBI's taxonomy places the organism in Eukaryota, Viridiplantae, Streptophyta, Magnoliopsida, Fabales, Fabaceae. Gene Ontology annotation, biological process: regulation of DNA-templated transcription.